GUAGUGCUGCAGGUCAAAGAACCAUUUCCAUCCUGGGCCAAAGCGCUCCUCAUUCUCCUUGUUCUGGUUUUGGUUCUUGGGGGUGUUUUAUUUCUUUUCCGACACAUUUUCAGAAAAGUCUUCUUCGUUCUCCAGGUUGAGGUGGAGUCAGGGGCUGAGUCUGUCCAGCUGCCCUGCAAAACCACAUUUUAUUUACCUGAAGAUGUUAAAGUGGAAUGGACAGAUAGAGACAACAGGACGAUUCAUGUGUAUCAUAGUGGCUCUGACCAGCCUGAUGAACAGGACUGGCUUUUCAAAGAACGAACAAGGAUGAAUAAAGACCCGCUGAAAACUGGAGACCUCAGUUUGACUGUGAACUACCCCAUACAGUGGAACAGAGACAUCUGCACCUGCACCGUCUACAGCGGAGAGGGAAACAUCCUGAUGAAGAAGCGAGUGGAGCUGAAGGUCAGAGACUGUCAGGUGGAGGUGGAGGAAGGGGUGGAUUCUGUCCAGCUACCCUUCAAAACCACUGGUGAUCUACCUGGUGACACUAAAGUGGAGUGGAGACGCAUUGAACCCAAAACACUUAUGACUGUCCAUAUUUAUCAGAAUGGAUCUGACCAGUCUGAAGAACAGAACCAGGAUUACAGAGACCGAACGAAGAUGAAUGAAGACCUGCUGAAAACUGGAGACCUCAGUCUGACCCUGAAACACCCCACAGAGAGAGACAGUGGGAGAUACAGAUGUGGAGCUUACAGACGGGAGAGCAACAUAUGGAGGGAGAAAACAGUGCUACUUAGGGUCAAAGGAGAGUUCAAAUCGGGAAUCAAAGAGGGGAGAUCCAGCUCAGCUGAUGCAACUCAUCUGAUAGCUGAUCGAUCAGUUUGAUGCAUGACUGAUUUGAUCAAUAAUCAAACAAGAAAUGAUGAAGCGAGGAGGACAUACUGAAUGUUAUUUAUGUCAAAACCAAGACUAAAAGUGCUAGAUGAAAAAGUUACUUUAACAAUGAAAGAGAUUGUGAUGUACACAGAUUAAGCAGUUUGGUGUUUUCUCCUUUUCUGUGCUUUGAUUGGCUGUUUGUGUCUGUGUUGUCACUUGUCCUGACAACAUCCCAUUGGACAAACACCAUCUGCAGCUGGAACUAUCUCUAAUGCACACACACACACACACACACACACACACACACACACACACACACACACACACACACUAGUAUUUGUUUAAAUGCUCUUAGAAAGUUGAAUCUUGACAAGACAAUUUUGGUAGUUUUUAUUAAAAAAAAUUACUCAAGGUCUCGUCAACCUGAGACUGUCUAAUUAAGACACUUCUUAUACUACUAUGAAGUUUAGAAAUAUAUACAAUGAGAUUACGCUAAUGGUAAUAUUCCUGAAAAUAUAGGAUAAAAAAAAAGAAGUCCAGCAUUAUAAAUUGAACAAUUAAGUGAAAAUAAUCAUAGUUAUGUGAUGUGCUUAAUGAGAGAAGUAAACUCAUAUCACGAAAAGAAGUGCAAUCAAAUCUUUCUGUACAAGCAACAUUGUGUAAAGCAAAACAGUGAAAAAGAGGACAUAAGCAUAGCACCACUCGAGUUGUGUGUUGAAUGAUUUCAACAGCAGUGGAGAGAGGGGAGAGAAGAGUUCGUAAGAGAGGAUAAAAGAUGAUGCUUUAGUUAUAAAGAGCUGUUUGUUCUGUAGACCUGACUGUGAGCAGAUGGAUCAUCAGGAAAAAAAGGUUCACAGUUGUAUUUUAAAAUGACGAAUACUGUACCACAGGAUUAACCAUGGCCAAACAAUUCCAAUCUAACAAUUGAAUAUGCAAGUCAGAGUUUUCUCAGCUUAUCGUGCCAUGUUGGAUUGAACCCUUGAGGAAGUUUGGGGACUUUGCACUGAGUCACUGCUUUCAUAUUUGACAUCCUAACAUCCAUCAGCUCGAUUGCAGUGAAAAUAGUGAAACUGAACUUAAGAAAUGUACUGAAACAGUGUUUGUUUGCCACAGACACAGACUUCAAUCCAAGACUUCAAACGGACAAUGUGAAAUUUAAGAUUUUUAAUUUUUUUUAGAUCAGGGCUCCAUGGUCUUAAUACAUGUCGACUUUAAUACACCACUGACUGCUCCCAGGAUGUGGAGUUUAAGACUGUUUCAUGCAGGCCCAUAUAUUUUACCCAGGACUUUACUAUUUUUAUGAUAACUGCUGUGCACACUGUGUAUGUUAAUACUAACCCAAUUCUUGGUUAGUAACAUAACACCAUUAGCAGUCAGCAGAGUAUGCAUCUUAAGCCCACGGCCCACGGCCUGAAGGUGCCUCUCAUUCUUCUGAAAAACAGUCAGGCAGAAAAGUUGUCUGUAUUUUCUCUGGUUUUCUUUUGGAGAUAGGAAAUCUGUAUUUUUAUACUUAAGAUAAUUGUGUUUGCUACUUUGUCCACUUUAAUCAUGAUGGCAGUAAUGGCCAAAUAAAACCAUUUUGUUUAGACUA
Oreochromis niloticus (Nile tilapia) is the source of this 2452-nucleotide messenger RNA. Its product is annotated as myelin-oligodendrocyte glycoprotein-like. Gene Ontology annotation, cellular component: external side of plasma membrane. The transcript is spliced from 5 exons. Gene Ontology annotation, biological process: negative regulation of T cell proliferation; T cell costimulation; immune response. The coding region runs from base 310 to 870 and encodes 186 amino acids. The record is from RefSeq and is a predicted model, not a curated record. Lineage: Eukaryota; Metazoa; Chordata; Actinopteri; Cichliformes; Cichlidae.